AUGGUUCAUAAGUCUCAAUUGAAUUUUAUGGAAAGGAAUAAAACAGAAAGAUCCAGAGAUGAGGAACAAGAAGUAAACAAGAAUGGGAAUCUUGCUGACGAUUUUAGAAUAGGAGAGAUCAAUGUAUCUCAAUUAUUCCGGAAAUACCAAAAUGAGUCUAUAAAGAUCGCAAAGGCUGAUGGUCUAUUCGUUGAAUCAAACGUUCACGAAAUAUUGUCACUGCCAUCGAUCUUCCUGCUUUUUCCAGAAUGCGAAUUAAAAUUUAGGGAUGCAGUCAAGAAGGCAACAAAGAACUCCUGUAGCUUUGCUACGGAUUGGCUAUUGGUAGAACUUGUUAAUAGUCAAACUAUGAAGGAAAAUAUAGGCUUUGUAAUCUUAGAGUAUAUAAAAUCGUUACCCACCGUCAAGAUUAAAAAUGAACCCAGUGAAACGACAUUGAUCACAAACCAUUCGGAUCACAUCAUGAAGGGAGUCUUGACGAAAGCAAGGCGAGGAAGUCACAAGGAAGAAGCAAACAACCUGACUUCACAGUAUCUAUUAUAUCAGCUACAGAAGAAUGGUGUAUAUUCGUGGGACUGCCUUGAUUCAGCCAUAGACUUAGGUGCUGAUAUAAAAAUACUAGGUUUCCAAUGUGUUGUGGACUUCUAUAUGAUGGAUCUCAUUCAAGGAAUAUAUACUAUGAUCCACAUUGGCCAAAUAUCAGUUCCAGCUUCAGUAAAAGAGAUGUCAUCUUUUAUCAGUGAUAUAGAAAUACUUCUAGGAGUAAGAGAGAUCUUUUGUCCGCCAUCAAAAAAGGCAAAUUUCAAACGUGAUACCCUUGGAACACCAAAAUUUAAACAGCUUGUGGGCAAGACACGUGACUGA
Messenger RNA from Acaulospora colombiana, 864 nucleotides. NCBI's taxonomy places the organism in Eukaryota, Fungi, Glomeromycota, Glomeromycetes, Diversisporales, Acaulosporaceae. The record is from the annotation of a GenBank genome assembly.